ACGGACGAUGUGUGGAGAGCACGACGACCCGAUUCUCCACAUUUUCAAAAGUUGGUUUCGUCUCGAGUCAAGCGUGCCGGAAGUUUUCUUCACCGGAAGAAAAGAAAAAUCUAUUUCUGUGUGUUUUCGUCCGAAAAAAAGUGCCAAAAAUGGCAUGUUGUGUUCCGUUCACUUCGUGUUUCGCCGGUUGGUUCACCAAAUCCAACCAAAACGUUGGUCGGCCGCAGCAUGCGGCCACAUUCACAGCCAAACUUCGCGCCCGCGAUGGGCGUGAAUGCAACUGCGCUCAGAAACGCAUGAAUGUGACGCAGCCGGCGGCGGCGGCAGUUCCAAAGCCAAGUCAAAAAGGUGCCUUGAGGAAAAUACUGGCCGGUAAGCGUGGUGAGCGGCAGGAGGAGGUGGGACCACUCCCAGAACCGUGCACGGUGGCCCAGCUUCCGCCGGGCGUUCUGAAACACUGGGCCCCGCAGAGCCGUUGCUGCGAGGAAGUGUUGGAGGAAAUUCGUCUGAAUUCUGCCGAUGGUUCCGAGGGUCAGGCUGCGCAGGAAUCGGCCUCUGCUGGCGGAGAGAGCGGAAAGCGUAAUCUGUCUACCCGGUUCCGAAGACUGUUUGUUAAACAAAAAACGCCGGAACAGUUGGAAAUGGAAGCCUUGAGAAAGGAACGGAAAGAGGUCAUCAAGUAUUUGAAGCGAGUUGGCCUCCACAACCCCCGCAUGUCUUACGAUCAUAUGAAAAAGCUGAAAACCGUCACCGAAGAUGCCUUGGAAUCUGAGAGACAAAAAGAGGAAAUCGAAUUGAAAGAAUUGCAACGCGCCAAGGAUCCCCCUCAGCCCGAAUCAAAUCCACAGCCGGCUGACCAGGUUCAGACACCGGUAGCUCCAUCUGCCAGCCAACCAAACCCCGAACCGAACGCACCGGAAGUUGAACCGGUCGCACUUCCACUCCCGGAACCGGUCGCACUUCCACCGCCGGAACCGGAACAGUUGCAAUGGCCGCCGCCCGAGGGUCCGAUGGAGGCGACCGAUGGUACCGUGAUCCAUCCCGGAACGGGACUCCCGGUCUCGGCGGCUAUCGAUUGCCCCGGUACGAUUUGGCAUUUGCCUUUGCCCUAUGUCCCCAUUGUAAAGGAUAACAUGUUAUUGCAUAUUCUACCAGGUGAUGUGCCGUGUAUUCAAUGCAAUGCCGAAGUGAUCGUAGUCCAGGCCGAGAUCCACCCGGAGCCACGAAUGGACGAGGAAAUGGAAUCGACGAAUGGAGAUAAACCGGUUGAGGAGCCGAAGGCUCCGGAAGUGAACAAUGGAGCGGUUCCACCACCACUCCCAGCGAAAAGCAAGCCCCGCAUCGUUGGUUUUAUGCUGAAGCCAGGAGUUACCCUGGAGGAUCUGGAUGCCAUCGAGGUCGACCCGAAUUACGAUCCGGAGGAGGAAGAUCGUCGGAACCGGAUGAGAGCGAGACAUGCCCCAUUCAAGGACGAUUUUACUCCGAAGCCGCUGCAGAAUUUGCGAUGGACUUUUGGGGGUCCGUAAACGUCCGGCUGGUUCUAGUAUUACGUCUUGAGUAUUGGACAUUUGAAAGAUCAACCAAAAAAUUGGUUGAAAUUCCGUGCUUCUUAUUUGAUUUAAGAAAAAAAAAAACUAAUUUGUAACUAUAUGACAAGUACUCUAGUUUUAAGGUUGAACAAACAACAUUAAUUGUAAGUUUUAAUUCUUGAUUAUAUGAAAAUCUCUACGCUUUUAAAUAAAGGUUAUUCAUUUAAAUUUAUUA
Molecule: messenger RNA, 1764 nt
Organism: Aedes albopictus (Asian tiger mosquito)
Lineage: Eukaryota; Metazoa; Arthropoda; Insecta; Diptera; Culicidae
Product: proline-, glutamic acid- and leucine-rich protein 1
Exons: 3
Coding region: 150-1526 (458 amino acids)
Source: RefSeq, a predicted model, not a curated record